This is a messenger RNA of Dioscorea cayenensis subsp. rotundata (Guinea yam), 1484 nucleotides long. RefSeq names its product protein GRAVITROPIC IN THE LIGHT 1-like. Gene Ontology annotation, biological process: response to red or far red light; negative gravitropism. NCBI's taxonomy places the organism in Eukaryota, Viridiplantae, Streptophyta, Magnoliopsida, Dioscoreales, Dioscoreaceae. The record is from RefSeq and is a predicted model, not a curated record.
CCUCCUCCAUCUCCUCCUCCUUCCAAGAACCUCAAUAUGACCACCAAAUAAUACAAAAAAUACUUGUUUACAUUAUAAUAUUAAUCUUCAAAUCAACUUCUCUUUGUUUCUUGGAAUGUGCACCAUUGUAAUUCAAUGCUUGUUCCCACCUCACUUGGUCUGCCAUUGAUCUCUAGCACUUGAAGCAGCAGCAUUCAUGGAGACUGGUUCAUCAAGAAAAGCAGCUGGCAAGUCUUCUUCUAGUGUGUUUUUCAGGAUUUCCCAGCUUUGCAAGCUGAGAUCAGUGGGAGUGUUUUCAUCCACUGAAAGCAGGAAACCAACACACACUGAACCAUUGGAGGAGACUUUGGAAGAGUUUGUGCUUUCUAAGCUUUUUUCCAGUAUUUCUGCUUUGAAGUGUGGUUAUGUUGAACUUCAGCAAGCUCACAUCCCUUAUGAGCCUGGAAAAAUCAAAGCUGCUGAUGAAGUUCUUGUGUCUCAGUUGGAGUCUUUGUCUGAGCUUGAGCAUUUUUAUGUUGAGAAGCAAAAGGGUGAGUUUUUGGAGUUUGAAAAACAUCAGGUUGUUUUACAGGAGUUGCAGGCUCACAUCCAAGCUAAAGAUGCAGAAAUACUUGGAUUGAAGUGGGAGAUUGAGGAGUUGGAUUGCAGAAAUGCAGAAAUGAUGAAGUUGGUUGAGAAUGGUACUUGUUGUGUUUAUAAAGAGUUAACACCAAAUGUUUUCUCUGAUGUCUUUGGAUUGACAUAUAAAUCUGUUCAUCGUUUUGCAAAGCUUGUUAUUAGUUUGAUGAAAGUUUCUGGUUGGGAUCUUUCACUUGCAGCAAAUUCCAUUGUUGGUUCUGUUGUUUUUUCGGAAAAAUCGCAUAAGAAGUAUGCAUUUGAAGCCUACAUUUUCCGGAAAAUGUUAAGUUGUGAGGAGGAGGUUGAAUGGUUGGAAUUAGACCAUUUGAAUCAAAUUAUGAGUUUCGGAGAUGCAUUUGAUGCUUUGAUGCAUGAUCCUGAUUCUAGUUAUGCGAAAUUUUGUAGAUUGAAGUAUCUACAACUUGUACAACCAAAGAUGGAGUUUGCAUUCUUCUCUAAUUUGCAUCAAAGAAUGUUUGUAUCAAACGGUGGGCACCCGAAGACGGCAUUCUAUCGAGGAUUUGCGAGAAUGGCAAGAUUGGUUUGGUGUUUGAGAAUCAUGGCAUGUUCAUUUAUUCCGAAUGCUGAGAUGUUUUAUGUGAAUAACAGGGGAUAGUAUUCAGAGAAUUACAUGGAGAGCAUUGUGAAUUUGAAGAUCAACUAUCUCGAAGAGAGGCUUAAGGUUGGUUUUACAGUAAUGCCAGGGUUCAAGAUCGGCGAUAAUGUUGUAAGGUGCAAGGUUUAUCUUUGCGGUAUGAAAUUCUCCGAUGAUGCGCAAUAGCUUUUACAUUUCAGUAAGUCCUUACUAUUCGGGGAAUGCAUACGACCAUGUACAAGGUAUGAAAGGCAUUUUGUUUCACUUUCAA